This is a messenger RNA of Bombyx mori (domestic silkworm), 10254 nucleotides long. RefSeq names its product exportin-4. Lineage: Eukaryota; Metazoa; Arthropoda; Insecta; Lepidoptera; Bombycidae. Gene Ontology annotation, biological process: protein export from nucleus. Gene Ontology annotation, molecular function: nuclear export signal receptor activity; small GTPase binding. The transcript is spliced from 15 exons. Gene Ontology annotation, cellular component: nuclear pore; cytoplasm. The record is from RefSeq and is a predicted model, not a curated record. The coding region runs from base 180 to 3470 and encodes 1096 amino acids.
CUUGACGUUUUGACGUAGAGAUGUUAGAUUGUAAAUUCGAGUUUUAUGAUUUUUAUUGUAGGUGUACACAACAUUAAGCAGGAAAGGAUGUGAGUUGCUGAUCGAAUUUUAAUCUAAAAAAUUUCUCCUGAAUUAACAUAUCUUCCAUUCAGAAAAAAAAGUGAUUAAAUUGUUUUAGAAUGGAUAACUCAGCCAUACAAACAUUGGAAGCAGCCGCUCAAAUACUAAUGGCACCACCAAAUUUGGUAACAUCAGAGCAAAGGCAGCAAGCACAAAAUGUUUUCCUGGAGUUUCGCAGCACAAAGAACCCUUAUCAACUGUGUAGAGAAAUAUUAGAAAAAUCUACAACAGAUAUAGUGCUAUUUGAGGCUGCAGGCUUAUUAAAAGCUGCUUUAAUUAGAGAAUGGAGCUUACUUUCUGAAAAUGAUAUUUCAUCAUUAAGAGAGUAUUUAUUCAAUUAUUUAUUGACUAGAGAUACUCCACCAUUUCUGAGAGAGAAACUAUUGCAGACAAUUGCAAUUAUCAUAAAGAGAGGCAGCAUUGAUGAUGGUGGAAGAGAAAGAAAAGCUUUACUAAGUGAGUUAGAGAAAAUAAUUCUUGGUUCACCAAUAAACCAACAAAAAUUAGCCUGCUCAUUGAUAUUGGCUAUAAUGCAAGAAUAUGCUAUAACAGUCAAAUCAACUGAUGUUGGUUUGAUUUGGGAGAUACACUUCCGAUUGAAGAAAUCUUUUGAAGCUGUGGAUUUGAAAAGAAUAUUUAGAUUUACAGUUGGAGUUUUAGAACAAAUAAUACGAUCAGGACAUUGUCUUGAGGGGGAACAAAUGAAUUUGACAAAGCAACUUUUGACUAUUGUUGAAACUGUGCUCUGUUGGAGUCAUGUAUCCCCACUGCUGUCGAAACGUUUGAUAGGAGCUUUUGAAGCUAUAUAUGAAAGCGACACUGCACCAGCAUUAAGGCUGAACUUAAAUUGGAAAGAUACAAUUAUGCAACCAGAAUUAUUAGCAUUGUUAUUUGAAAUCCAUAUGUAUGUAAGAACUAAUCCAGAAUUAGCUAGUCCUUCUCUAACUUGCUUGGUACAACUGGCAAGUUUGAGUGGAGUUGUAGUUUCAGCAAAUCAUAUGAAACAGCAGUAUUUAGAAAAUUAUGUGGCUAGUUUCUUGAAUAUGAUGACUUAUAUACAGCCAAUGGACAGAGAAAUGCUUGGUUUGUCAGAAAUAUACAGAAGGCUUGUUCAGUUUUUCACUCCUGUAAUGAUAGCUGGUCUGCCACCGGCAUUUCUGAUCAAUUUGAAGAAUUUAACUUGUCACUGUAUCAGAGGAUCUGUUUUAGAAGAAAUGGAAAAUAGUGAUUCAGUAUGGCGGGAAGCAUUGAGCAAAUUCCUCCACACAUGGAGUUCGAUUGUAAACGAUAUGGAUGGAUUACCAAUUGAAAAUUUAUCAGGGCCAUGUAUAGAGAUCUUCAAUACUUAUCUACAGUGCAGAUUAGCACCUCCAGAUGGAACUAGGGGCACAGAAAAUGUAGAUGAAGAUAUCAAACAUGAGCUAGAAGAAGACGAACGUAAACUGCAUAGCAAUAACUUGCUCACCAUAGGAGCAUUAGCUAGGAAGGCACCAGCACAUUGUUGUCAUGUCUUAUUUUCAUUACUACAGGAUAGAAGUAAAAAACUGGAAAGUCAUCUUCAACUAAUGCAUAUGGGAAAGUUGCCUGUUAGCGGCGGUGAGCAACUAGUCAACCUGUUUGAAGACUUACAUUGGAUUUUAAUGAUUACAGGUCAUUUUCUAGCAAUAGACUGUACGGAGGGUGAGACGAUAAUGAUUCCGUCAGAGAUCAUACGUUACAGCAUCUCAGAGCAUGCUGACUUAGACGCAUCUUUGCGAUAUCUAGUAGGAGUCAGUACUGAUACAGAUAAUGUUGAUCCUAUUCUCAAAUUACUUGGUGAAAUUCUUCGUAUAAGUUCAUGGGAAUGUGCGGCGUUGGAAGCUGGCCUUGGGACUGUGUUCAGUCCUGAACUAUCGGCCACUUUAUCGUGGCUUCUAAAGAUUUGGACGAACUCUUAUUUGAUGCCGCAAUCCGUUUUCUACAAUGAGAUGUCUCCGAUAUUGGAAUCAGCGUUUGGACGUGGCUCCCGUGGAUCAUCCUGGGUGGUGUCCCGGCUGGCGGCCCGAGCUGGUACCUGCCUCAGGUACCUGUCCGCUCAGCCGACGGCCGCCUUCCACGCACUCAAACUGCUGACGACAUUGGCCCACGCGCACCAUAAACAGAAUCCUUCGGAGAGCUGCGAGGAGUUCUUGGCGCUGAUCGCCUGGGAGGCGGCCGGAAGCAACUUGCCCGGUGAACUGAGGAAAGAAUUGCACCGAGCAUUCGCAAUCGCCGCCACUUACGCUCAGGGAAAUGUGAGGACCCGCCUGCUGGACAGCACUGAGGCGCUCCAGAAGAAGUUAAUCAACAUACUGAACAUGGAAUCCGACACGGAACCCGUGCGGAGCAUGCUCGCCGAUACCCUGGACUGCUUCAUCGGGGUCACCGAAGGUGUUCUCGAGGUCGGAGCGAUGGACGAACAGUUUGUGAUGUUAAUCGGCGCCUUAGACAAAGUACCGGGUAUCUUGUACAGAUAUCACAACUACCCCGGCGUUGUGUUGCCAGCACUGAAUUUGUUAUCGAAAAGCGCCAAGAGAAUGCUGCACUCGGUUCAACCUCAAAACGUUGAUAAGUUCUUAGAAGUAUGCAAUACUACAUUUGAAGUUUAUAAACAAUGGAAUUCUGGAAAGAUCUCGAGUAUACCACAAGACGCUGAGGAUGAAGUGUAUGAGGAUAUAUGCGCAAUAAUGGAACUGAUCUGUAGUAUAGCGCGGUCAGGAGCCCACACUAACGUUAAUGAGACCUGCGCCCGGGGACUGCGACUGUUGCUGCCCUUGAUCACUCCUCCGCUGUUGGCACUGCCGUCACUGGCCCAGCACGCAUAUCGAAUGAUUAGGGAUUUGGAUAAUUGUGAUCAGCUCACAAAUCUACCGAUAGAGGACUUCAACAUGGUGAUAUCGGCGUUACGCGUCGGGCUGACGGCGGUCUCGUGCGACGUCUCGACGCUGUGCUGCGAUACCAUCGUGGGCCUGGCGAACAGAGCGCGGACGCUGGGCGACAACAAUCCUUACGCCAUGUCCUUACUGACGCUGGCCGAACUCUUACUAAUGUUGAUAAUUAAAAUGGAAAUACCCCCGGACUCGAUACCGGCUGCCGGCUCGGCGAUAUACGCCUUGACGUGCGUGAAGCCGGCUCUCUUAGAGGGCUUAGCCAGACAGCUGAUCGAAGCGUACGCGGUCAACGACCCCGCGAACGUGCCCAGAUUAGAGGAGGCCUUCAGUCUCCUAACCAACGGUGUACUGUUCGACGGCCUGAGACCUCACAAGAUACGCUUCCAAGAUAACUUCGAUAAGUUCCUAGCCAGCGUUCACGGAUUUCUGAUUGUCAAAUAAACGACUCCGACAUAGUCUUUGUUCGGGUUGCAUUUUUAAUGACGUCAGCGGGGUUACGUACGCGAACGCGUGUGUGGCGUGCGGGAGUAUAUCGUCUCGGUAUCGUUUUCUUAGCAUCCGCGAUGGUAGCGCCUCCCAAAAUUAUUACUCGGAUGGAACUUGAAAAAAGGAUAUACGUGUGUGCUAUGUUUGAAAAGUUUUCCGUUGAAACAAUGAUGUACCGAAGAAGGCAUCGAAGAUGGUGGUGAGAUUAGUUUUCUUAUUGAAUUAAAAUGAAUUUAAUUUUUAUGUUUAAAGUACAGUGUUAGUUAUAAAGAGGUAUGUCCGAAUAAUUAUUGUUUUAUGAAAAACUAUUAUAUAAUAGAAAUAUUGUAAUUAUGUACUUUCUUGUCGACACGGUGUCAUUACGGUGUAUUACACUUCCCUUUAAUAUUUCUUAGAAGAAAUGAAAUGAAUGUGAAUUCAGAGGUUUGCUUAUUAUUCAAUAUGUAAACCGAUCCGGUUUAUCUUUAAAAUUGGCUUGGGCAGGAUAUCAAAUGCAUCUUACAAUAAAUACUUCGAAGGAAUAAUGUAAUUUUUUUAUAAUUUUUUGGUACUUCAUUUGAAAAAUAUUUUAGUUAUGAAAUUACGUGAGACUUUUUAACUAAAUGUGGCCUAAAUUAUAUGUAAUUUAUAGUGCCCUGGGACAUAUCUGUUACAAACUUUAUAUGAAUACAACCGUAGGGUAGAAUCUCACUGUAUUAGUAGCUUGCAAACGAAUAUGUUGCCCGCCACUCGCAAUUCCAACAGAGAAUUUUUAACGUGACUUUAUAAAAGUUAUACAAUUUAAUUAUUAUAUUUGUGCAGUUCGUACUUUAAUCCCGAGAGAAUAACUUCUCGAAAUCGUUUAAAACAAAGUUGCUGUGUACUUGACUAUUUCUCCGCUUAUUCGUCCUAAGGUUUUUACUAAUAGAAAGAGCGGUGAACAAAGAAGGCUAGAAUAUGAUAAUUUGUAAAUAAUUUGGACAAAAUUGAUGAAGAGAGUGUUAUAUCAUAAUAAUUAAGCAAGUUUUUGUAUGCUUAGAUGAUGGUAUGCAGAUGAACUUCACACGAGCUGACAAAAUUGACGAUUAAACUUCUAGAAAUUAUCUAAUUUGUAAACCGUACCAUUGUGGAUUCCCAUUCGAAUAUCAGUCUUAUGUUGACAACGAUAAAGCAGAGAAUACGUUUUACUACUAUUGUGGUUGUGAAUAAAAAAUGAUGACGUAUGCGCUUUAUUAUAAAUUUAAGUAAAACGAAGAAGCACAUUUUAAUAUUUGAAUCUAGGUAAUAAUGGUAUUUUAUCAAUUGAAUUGUAAUCUAAAAAAAAAGAUUUAUUCAAUUUAGAGCCUAUUUUUUAUGAAAUUCUAAACUAUGUAUAUUAAGGAAUUAAAUUUACUUUAGAUAGGGCUCCGUUCGAAAUCCGUCGGAAACAUCGCGUAAUCACAAAUGUUCCUUAUUAUACUGCAAUUGAUUUGACAUUUUUAAAUUAUUAUCGCCUGAUUAUUUUUAUUAGACUUCACAUUUGCCAGAAUUACCUUUAUACCUAUACAGAUGAUGGCACAUAAAUUUAAAUGCUAUGGCGCUUGUAAAUAAGAGUAUUUUUCAAAUCGUUUCCUGUGGUCUUCGAUCAACACUAUUGUUGAUCGAAGCCUGUAGUAUAUAAUAUCAAUAUUCACUAAUACGACACUCGAACUGGUAUUCCUAUUCGCAUGAGCGAUAAACAUAUUAUGUUUGUUUCUUUCUAUUUCGUCGUACUCUUCUUCGUUCCUCUUUCAUGUAGCGAUUUGAUUAUUUUAGAAUUCGAAUUUUAAUAAUAAACCUAUAGCCAUUUGAAAUACCGUGAUAUUAUAGGUGAUCACUUUUAAACUAAAAUAUAACAAUCAAAAUUAACAACGGAAAUUCUGAAACAAACUUUUUUUUGCAUCUCACUCGAACUCCGAAAAGUAUUUCGUCUUAAAUUAGUUUAUAAGUAAUCAUCUAUCAUAAUAUUAAAAUUUAAAAAACCUACGAAAACCAAUACAGAAUGUACGAGAACUGUUAACGAAGGCGAAACGGCAACAAAAAGUGCAUGACGUGUUUAAAAUAAAUCUUAAUUUGGAAAGUUAAAGAAAGAAAAAAUACUAUUCCAUUUUUUUUAAAAGAACUACAGAUUUUAAUAAAGCAUAAAUAUAAUAAAUACAUUGUCCUAUUGUUAUACAACAAAAUGAGUUGAAUUUAAUAAUACUUUUGAUUUUAUUUAUUGCCAUGAGAUUUUAUAAGAUUUUACUAAGUCUUUCCCCCCGUUAUGAGCUCACGUAAUGAAUGGACUCUGCUUUGGACCUAUUACGUAUGUCCGUUGCCCUGAAAAUUAAACGCGAUUUAGAAAACAGCACUAAGAUCUGUCCAAUAUUUCGUAUUAGGGAUUUUUUCAAAAAUUUAAUUUUAAUAAGGAUUGACUUUUAUAUUUUAUAGCAUUAAGUGAAAUGUUAGUUAAUUUUGAAUCAAUCUCAAUGGUACAUAAUAUAUUUAACUACGAUAAAAAGAUAUUUGCCGUCUUAUUGAUAUCUAAAAGUAUGAAGUUGUUGUUAAUGUUAAUCCGGCCUAACUUUUAUUUUUUAUUUUUCGUACUAUAUUGUUUUCAAUUUUGUUUCAUUCGAAGAAUUAGUAAUAUAAUUUUGUAAACUAAAUAUGAAUAUAAAUAAGACUGUGUUAACGUUUCCCAUCACAACUGAAGUUUUUAGUCGGUAAUUCGGAUAAUUAAUAUUUUGAUACGGACAGCUUCACAAAACUCGUCAAUUGAAUAAUGCUUUUUCUCGUUUGAAAAUUAUUUGAGUUUUUUCCGGAGAAAUUCCCAAUGUGGGACAUCACCUAAACAUGAUGGAUCUUUCAUUUGAUUUUAUAAUUAUUGGAGGCCUACUUUAUUAAGGUCAAGAAGCACAUUUAACAAGAUCAAGGGUCUAUUGUAAUAGUGGUUCAGAAAGUGCUGUAAAACUUUAAAAACUGUAUUACUAGUUCUUAUGUUUUUUAAGUUUAGAGUAGAGUUUUAUUUUUAAAGUGGUUUUCGACUAAAACGGAGUUGAUAACUUCUAAAUAUUAGGACUCGAAGUCUUUUUAAUUCUAACGAAUUCAUUACGUUCUGUAAGUAAAUGAUAAUUUCAGAUUUUUAUCAUCGCACCUUCCUUUCUUCUAAAAUAGAGGCUUUUUAUUGUUGACUACCGUGAUUCUAUUCAUAGUAUAUAGAUUUUGUAAAUACUCAAAUGUUUCAAUACCGAAACGAUUAUUCUUUUAAAAUAUUGAUUUCACUUUCAAUUCAAUAAAUGAUUUAAAUUUUCUAAAACUGAAUGUUGUUUCUUUUAUGAAUGUCACGAGUAAUUAUUGCAUCCGGCGUUAUAUUGGAGCCUCAUUUCAGUUAGCUAACUAAAGUUGAUACUUGUAAAAUUUGAACGUAAUGUUAUUAUUUGAACAUUCGCAUUCGUUAGGACAGCGAGCCGAACCUUAAUUUUGCCGUGUGGUGACAAUGAAUAACGAUUGCAAUUAAUAAAUUUUAUUUUGUUAAUUGUUACCAUCGUUGAAGCAUUGAAGCCAGUAGUGGCUGGAAAGAAAUGGAUGAAAAGAGCCGCAGACUGAGCUCACUGACGUACAUUAGGAGAAUCCAAUCCAGCAGUGGACAACGGGAUUGCUUAAUAUCUUUAAAGAUGCAAAAUCGUGGAAAAAAAAUAGGUCACAAAACAAUUAUUAUACAUAGAUUCUCGAUUUCUUCCAAAAAGAAGUUCAUAAAAUAUCCACAAAUUCCCAUUAUUUUACUCGAAAGAUUCUUUCAUCUUCAUUUUAUUAGACUUCUAUAUAUUGUUUUUAUCUUACCUCUUAUUUUUUACUUUUUGUUUUUUGCCAUAAUGGCUACGUACCCUUUGCCGGUCCAGUGGAAAAAUUAUGAAAUAACUCUUUGACAUAAUUUAUUUGUCAUAAUUGUGUUGUUAGCUUAUUUAUUUACGUGCUUACGGUUUAAAAUCAUUACAUAGUAAUAAUAUUUCAGUAAUCACAGUGUUAUUGAACACUCGACAAAUUAAUAUAAUUUUAAACACACGAAAAAGUACCUAAUAAAAAAAUUGAGUAUUCUUUUAAGUCUUGCCAAGAUGAGUAGUGCCUUAGAAUCGAACCAAACUAUUAAUUCUUCAAUGGAUAUAUCACAAUGCGAUAGUAAUGAAAGUAUGGAAACAAUCAAAACAAAACAAUACCUAAGAAAUUUAUUAAAGGCAAGAAUAUUUCUUGGACGAUAUCUGGAAAGAAGACUUAUCGAUGAACGCAUAGGGUAUCGCGAUAUUGUUCUUCUUAGUACUGCUGAAGUUGAAUUGAAGAACGACUUAACAGAGGUCCUUCGCAAGCUCCGUACUUUGUGUCCUAAAAUUCAUUGGAUCGGCAUUACUGACUCACAUGUUGUUGGAUGUGGUUCAUCAGGCAUGUGUAUUUGGACUGAGAUAGAUAAUCAACCACUGGGUCCCUUUUGGUUUCAGAUAAAGAGCUUAAAAUUCAAAGAGCUUGAGAUUAUCAUAACAUUAAAGUGCUUGCGGCACAUUUCCGAUUCAUUCUUAGAAUUGGAGCCAAUAUUGAUUGGUAAAUCUAACAAAACAAUAGAGAGUUUAGAUAAUAAAAUAGAAAACAGUGUAGAAGUAUUAAAUGAAACAUAUACAGAAGUUGUUGGUACCCUGAAGAAUGCAUUGUCAAUUCGAAAUGCCAAAGAAUUUUUUACAUUUUUACUAGCAUUUGUUAUUGCAAUAGUCACCGGCAGUGUUUCUUUUGUAAAUUUUAUAGGAAAUUUCAUUCUUGCUCUGAUGAGGGAGUUAUCCAUGUUAAUAAAAAACUCUACACCUAUGUUUUUGGGGCUUUUAGAUUUUUUUAGUAAAAUAGUAGGUGGAUUUUAUAUAUUGCUUGCAAUGUUAUUUAAACAGAAUGCUCCUGCACCUAUGGACAAGAGAAGUUUAGCACAUUAUGAUAACUAUGCUCAAAAUAAACAUUACAAUCGUCAAUUUGAUUAAUUUUAAUUCUUUGAAAAAGCAAUUUAAAAGGUUUUCUAAAUAUAUUGAGCGCAAUUUAUAUUGUUAAAUAAACCACAGAUUGAAUAUAAAAGCAUAGAUCUCAUUUUAGGAAUCUUAAAUUAUAUCAAAAUUUAAGGGAAAAAAAUCAUUAUAUAUGAUUUAGCCACUAAACAAUAUUUUAAUGCUAUUGCUAUUGUUUAAAGUGUAUUUUAAUAUUAAUUACAAAGUAAUUUAAAUAAAAGUGCAUUUAUGUAAAUGUAUUUAAUAUAUUUUUAUUGCAUAAAGUUUAUAUACUCUUUAAGAUAUUUUAUACAAAAAUGUUACAAUGUUGUAAUAAAAUCAAUCGAUUUUACUACACUUUUUGUUUAGCUUUAUUUUUCUAUUGGCACAAUGAUUACUGGUUUCCUCGACUCAGCUGGAAAAUAAAGGUGUUUUUAUUAAUGUGUAUUUUGUUUUAGCAAAUUUUAUAUGAUUAGCUUAACAUGAGAAACAAAGUUAGACUUAAAUUUUGUUAGACAAAAAAUAUUUUGUUUUCGACUUUCUCAAGGUAGGUUGUGACAUUUAUUCCCUAGAUAAUGGUUAGUAGCCAAAGGGCUAUUCCAAAUAUGAACGGUUUGGUAAGUGAGCUCAUGCUCUUAGUGCUCAACUUGGGAGGUUAGUUAUUUUGGUCCCGAAUGACGUCACACAAUGUAAUUAAAUUCAGUAGGUGUUAUGUAGUGCAGCUAUUUUCAAAUUUAUUAAAGAGUUCCAUUGUAAUUGGCUUAUGGUGCGGAAAAUUUAAAAAUAAAUUGGAUAAUAUAAGAAAAAAGGGGGGUUAUACUGCCCUAACGCGAGAUUAAAAGUCUGCCAAAAGUAAAGUAAGGCCAACCAGACGAGGUAAAAAAUGUAAACAAAGUUUCAGGAGUAAAAAACAUUUUUAUUUAAAUAAAUUAUUACAAAGUUCGAAUUUUAAUCGCUGUCAUCUGUACUAGACAAAGAUGAUUCGUCGGAAGAGUCCGAGUCAGCUGUGUUUAUGAUAAAACUAUCUACUGUAUUAUCAAUCAUGUUGUCAAUAUAGCUAUAAAAAUUGUCCUUAAAAUUCGAACGCAAUCCAAACAGGAAUGAACUUGUUCACAAAAUGGCGGACCAAAUGUUGACAACUGCGGUACUGUGCUUUCCUGUACCAUGAAACACACAACGACAGCUGUUGUCGACCAACUGACGCCAUAACUGCGCGUACGAGUGAUAAGGACAGAGAUAAUAAUCCCUCGCUAUCGCAAUGUAACUCAGUAACGGUCCGCUUGUUUACGUUUAUUAUCUCGUCUGGUUGGCCUAAGUUUAGAUUAGUUUUGUAAAGUAUAUAAUGUGAAAAUAGCGGCAAUAUACAUAUUACAAUGCAAUAACGGCCGUCUGGUGUAGUGGUAAGUGACAUGGUCACUACAUAAGGGGGUCGCGGGUUCAAAUCCCGCCAAGGGAAGAUAUUUGUAUGAUAAAUAUAAAUGUCUUUUCCAGGGUUAUGGAUGUAUAUUCAAUAUAUGUAUGUGUAUAAUAAAAAUCUUACAUUUAUUUCCGUUAUCUGGUACCUGUAACACAAGUACUUUACGAACUUAUCACGGGACCAGUUAACGUGGCGUGAUUGUUAGUAAAUAUUAAUUAAUUUAUUAAAAAAAAAAAAAAAAAAAAAAAAAAAAAAAAAAAAAAAAAAAAAAAAAAAAAAAAAAAAAAAAAAAAAAAAAAAAAAAAAAAAAAAAAAAAAAAAAAAAAAAAUUAAA